AUGGAUCGAAAACUCUUCAGCGAAGAGGCUAUCCACGUAACUUUAAUUUUUAUUCAAUUAUCCGAAGUCUUCUACAUCCUCACAACAACCUUCCUCAAGGUCUCCCUCGGUCUCUUCUUCCUGAGAGUCCUCACCAAGAAAUGGCAAAAGCUCGUAUUCCACGUCAUACUCGCGAUCAGUGCGACAUACGGAUUCUACUACGUCUUCAUCGCGCUGUUCCAAUGUGGCGACCCAACACGCCUUGCCGAUAGUCUGUUAUUACCGUCUUCACCCAACUGUCUUCCAUCCGCUCUACUUCUUACCUCGGGCUACCUCUACGGCGUUAUCAACGUCAUUGCUGAUUGGACGUUUGUACUGAUACCAAUCACUGUCCUACUGGACAGCGACCUCGACCGAAGGAGUAAGAUUAGCGUCAGUAUCGUCAUGGCGCUAGGUGCAGUGGGAAGUGUGAGCUCGAUCUUCAGAAUGGUUUACCUGAAAGGACUGGGUCUACACGCGGGCGGUCUAAGUACCGAAGCAGUAAAAGCAACAAUAUGGGCAACGGCUGAACCAGGUACUGGCAUAGUCGCAGCUUCAAUCGCCAUCCUUCGCCCGCUCUUCCGUCAGAUCGCUUCAGACGUUCGAUCAAAAGCGUCUCAUUACUCGCACUCACGGAAAGGGUCACAACAAUCCGAUGACUCUAUUGCGCUGACGAGUCAAGACUCUGUUGCCCAGGCCAUGAAGAACAAGAAACAUAGCCUUUAUCGAGCGGGUACCAUCGAUCUCCCCGCAUUCGCACGGCGGCGACCCAUGUCUCUGAGUAGAAAGGGACAGGGCGCGGACAACAACGAGGUCACACCAGAUGUAGGUGCCAGUGGAGAUCCUCAGGUCUUUUAUUUUGGCGUCUUUGAUGGACAUGGUGGCGCCGAGUGUUCUGGCUUCUUGAGGGAGCAGCUGCACGACUACCUGGAAAAGGCGACCAAGCAAUUCGAGCUCAAGAGCAGUCUCGCGCGGGAAAGAACAGAGAUGCAGUCUGGUUCUCCAAAAGCCAAGGGUGAGGCAGCUUCUGGCGACCGAAGGCAGAGGGACAAGGAGAGUCUAGACGCUAUCGAGACACAUACGCCACCUGGCACAAAGGCCAUGAAGCCGCCACAACCUGGAAGUAAAGACCAGCUGCCGACCGCCGGCUCCAAGUCUAUGAAUGGGCCAAUCGAGGGCGUUCCACCAGUGCGGCAGUCGGACAGCGUGCGGAAAGCCGAGGAGCUGGAGCAGCAGUUGGUCAAACAAUGGAAGGAACUUGUGGGCGGAUACUUCAGACGCUUCAAGCCCGAGUACUUUUCCACGUCCGCAGGCGGACGCGGCCAUGCAGCUGAAAAAGAAGUCAUUGAAAAGCGUCACACGAGCACUCCAGCAAUAGCCGACGACGUCAAAGAAGGCAUUGGGAUCGAGACUGUGCUAGAAUAUGCUUUCCUCAAAGCCGACUAUGAUUUUGUAGCAGCCCAGGUUGGCAAGAAGGAAGAAGAUCCUGUUCGUGCGGAUAAGGCUCUCAACGACGAUGAUAUCCUAGGCCAACCCUCACGCACAACUACCAAAAACAUUGGUGGCACGAACCGCUUCAAAGGAGGCAGCACAUGUAGUGUAGCUCUCAUUUCUACACCCACACCAUCACCCUUCUGGCACCCUUCCUCCCCAUCAUCCCUCAUUACCGCCCAUGUUGGAGAUACCAGAAUCCUACUCUGCAACACUGCGACAGGUCAGGCUGUCCCCCUAACAUCCAACCACCACCCUUCGCUCCCCGAAGAAGCCACCCGUCUCCGCCGUUUCGCUGCCUCAUUCGUAACCGACUCCUUCGGCGAAGAACGCAUGUCCGGCCUCGCAAACACGCGUUCCUUUGGCGACAUGGCACACAAACGCGUCGGCGUAUCCGCCGAGCCUGAGAUCCGUAGGAUAGAACUCUCGCCCGCGGAAUACUCGUUCCUUGUCUUGUGUUCAGAUGGCGUGUCUGGCCAUCUUUCUGACCAGGAGAUUGUGGAUAUUGUCAAGGAGGCCAAGACGCCGGAACAAGCUGCGAGGGAUGUGGUUAGUUUUGCUACUGAGACUUCGACUGGCAGCGAAGGCGCAGACAACGCGACCGGUCUUGUUGUUCGAUUAGGGGGAUGGGAAAGGAGGGGCGAGGGUGGAUUGGGCAGCUUAGGCACGAAGGAGAUGAGGGAUUGGAGGAAGCAGGAGGCGGAGAACCCAAGGGCUUCGGGUAGGAUGUAG
Messenger RNA from Alternaria atra, 2241 nucleotides. RefSeq lists its product as uncharacterized. Gene Ontology annotation, molecular function: cation binding. Bases 1 to 2241 code for a protein of 746 amino acids. The transcript has 4 exons. Lineage: Eukaryota; Fungi; Ascomycota; Dothideomycetes; Pleosporales; Pleosporaceae. The record is from RefSeq and is a predicted model, not a curated record.